Styela clava is the source of this 2413-nucleotide messenger RNA. Lineage: Eukaryota; Metazoa; Chordata; Ascidiacea; Stolidobranchia; Styelidae. The record is from RefSeq and is a predicted model, not a curated record.
AUGAUCGCCGACUUUAAAGUUGGUGUCGCAUUACAGAGUAUUAUAAACCAUAAGCCACGAAAUAGAUGGCAAUUAAGGCAUGUUCAACAUAAUAUUACUUGUAAUUCACGUAAUUCACCAGAAAAUUGCAAUUUGGGAAAUUGUCCGGCGCCGUCGUGUCACCUUAUGGCUCAUAUGUAACAAGGUUUUGUGCAAAACAUUCUCAGUUAGCUGAAGAAAUUUUUUUUAAAUAUUUUAUUGUAACUAAUUAUUCGUAUUUUGCAGACAAGUAUUAUUUCAGUAUCGGUUCGUGAAGCUAAACGUGCAUCGACUUCCUUGUUAUUGGCAAAUCAGAGAUAAAUUAUCAUUAGUGCCAAACGAAAGUUUUGAUGCCUCAGACAGAUUUUACAGCUUUGCGUAUAAUACAAAUGUAUUUCUAUAACUUUUCGUCAGGAAGAAGACAGACUUUCUCAGGGAAACAGUUCACAGUAGACAGGUAUGCUUGUCUGGAGAAGUCUGACAUUGGCCAGACGAAACGUUACAGAAAUAUAUUUGUCGUAAUGCGCAGCAAGAUAGAUAGAUCGCUUGGGAUAGUUAUCUUUAAUCUUGCUACAGCAUCCUUGCAUUAUGAGCAUACGAAUCCGCAUUGAAUAGGACUCAUUGAAAGGGAAUAACUAGUCAGUUGGUAUGUAGAAUUGUAAGAGGACGCAGGAACUCCCACCAACAGUAGAGAACAUAAAAAUGUUACGGGAAUACAUUAGUGUCAGUGUGUAACAAAAUUUAAAUCACUUAGAAUAUUUGCUAAUCGAUGCAUAUAACAUAUAAUAUGAUUUGCCUUAGAAUCUUUAAGUUUAAAUAAUUUACUAUAUUUCACGAAGAUCAAACUUACAACAAUGGAAGGAAUAAAAUUUCUCGUUUUCGUCACUGCCUACGUCACUGUAACUGUAGCAACGCCCGUCUCAGUUUAUAAAUUUCCUGCGGGACCUCACACCACGAAUAUUCCGACUACGUCAUCUCCGAAAAAUGCGGACCAAGAAAAAGUUCUUGUAAAUCAGGCUUCUCUGGACAAAGCAAUGGCGAUGAUGCAAGACAACGAUGAUUGGAUGAACACACUGAAGCUGAUGAUGUCAAAUGGAACAUCGAGAUUCAAGAUUGAAACAAGACGAGUCGUGGAAUACGGAGACACGCCACCAGAGGAGACAGAGAACUGGGAUGGCGACAAUAAGAAAGGAAUGACUCUGACAAUGAUCGAGGACGUGAUGCCCAUGGCUGUACAGCCUGACAAAGUGAGGUCCGGGUCGCAGCAGCGAAUCCUCGGCGGAAUGUCAAAACAGAGAACUAUUCUACCGAUAUUUGUGAACGGACCUCGAUCAGUGAAGGCUUCUGAGAUUGUUGUUGGGGAUGUCGGGAUGUGCAAAACACAAUAUACGGUCGAACAAGUUCACUCAGCCCUACUGAUGCGAACACCCGAAGCACCGAAGGCAACAUUGGCUCAUCCAAUUCCCGCUACAAUUGGAAGUUGUAGGUUCAAGAAUCCCCCGAACGGGUCCGGGUCUUUAAAGGGGAGGUGCGUUCUCGCAGCACAGGCCCAUAUAGCAUGGAUACUUGUCCCCGAAGAGAACGCAAAAGAUUUUGAAAACUGUCUCGAUAUUCCGGGAGUUUCAUCGCUAAAGAAAUGCUCGGAUUGGAUAAUCGUUGGAGGGCGUUGCGUCUUUGAAACAAAAAUGUGAUUGGUAAAACUGUGUACAUUAUGAUAAAUUCAUUAUGUGUUUUUUGGUCUCUAUUUUUUGUAAAGUUCAAACUUUACUUUAAACGCGAUUUAUAACUUUCUGUCUUGCAUUAGCGAAUAUAUAUGUGAUUAAGAUAUUGAAUACUAUUCAUGUUAUAAUCCGGCCCACCGAGGACUUGAUUUUCCCACAUCCGGCUCAGAAGUUGCCAACCCUUGGUCUAAGUCCUACUUUAAUUUAGCAGUAUUAAAAAGCUAUACGGUAUUCAAAGGUUCAAAAGAAUGGUAUGCGAACGCGUAAUCAUAAAAAUAGAGUAUAGUUUACUUCUAGUUCUGAAUAUUUAGAAUAAUGUUGUGUGUUCAUCUGAUAGUUUAUUUUUAAAAUUUCUCGCAUUGUUAGGGACCCCAUAUUUCCAUCAAAACUUUGCUUCACCAUUUGAAUUUGCGGUAACACUUUUAUAUAACGCCAUGUGGAAACAUUUUAAUAUGACAUUCGUGUUCACAUAUUUAGACAUUGCUCUAUUGCUUCAUAUUCCAACACCCCCUCUCUCAUUCUAAAUUCUUCCUAUUCGUGCAGAAAUGUAACACCAUGGCAUUGAAACCUAUCUACUUGUAAAAAUAUAAAUCUGCGAGACUGUUCCAUGUUUGCUUUAAGGCGUUAUUGCUGGUGUUAUUUUUAAAUGUAAAAUAAAAUAUUGUUUUUUAAAA